AUGGGUAUUCAACUAGGACUAUCAAGAAUUACCAAACUACUUUCAUAUGCAGGCAGUCCUCACGAAAAGCUGAAAGUACUUCAUGUGGCGGGAACAAAUGGGAAAGGUUCAGUCUGUUCUUAUCUAUCAACAUUACUACAGGAUACCACCGACCCAAAUGUGAAAAUUGGAAAAUUUACUUCUCCACAUCUAGUCGAUGUCACUGAUUCAAUCAUGAUUAACAAUAGACCUAUACCCAUGCAAGAAUAUAACUAUAUCAAAACUCAGAUGUCUGCAUUGAAUGAAAAAUAUCUAUUAAAUUGUUCAGAAUUCGAAUUACUUACAUGUAUUGCCUUCUCAUAUUUUCAUAAAUUAAAGUGUAGUUGGUGUGUUUUGGAAGUUGGUUUAGGUGGAAGAAUAGACGCUACCAAUGUUGUACCAGGUUUGAAAAAGUACGCUUGUGGUAUUACAAAGAUUGGUUUGGAUCAUCAAGGGUUCCUAGGAAACACAUUGGCAGAAAUUGCAUUCGAAAAAGUAGGCAUUAUCACUAGAGGAACAAAAUACGCAGUUGUUGAUGGAUCCAAUGACCAGGCUGUGCUAGAUGUUGCGAGAAAGAAAUGUGAAGAAGAAAAAUGCACAUUAAUGAUAACAGAUAGUGCCAUUCAUGGAAAUAUGAUUAAAACUAAUUCGUGGGGUAGUAUGAAAUUUGAUCACUUACCCUUGAACGGAGAUUACCAAAUUUUUAACUUCAGAGUUGCAUUAGCAAUAUUAGAUCAUUUACAACAAAGUAAUGAAUUAUCAUUAACAUCAGAAGAUAUAUAUGAAAGAUUAGAAAAUACAACCUGGCCUGGUAGACUUCAAGAUAUAGAUAUACAUUACGAAAAGGGUAAAAAAAUCAAUAUAUUACUAGAUGGUGCUCACAAUGGGUGUGCAUCGCUCGAAUUGGUUAAAUACAUUAGGAAGAUAUAUGGACAACAACCUUUAACUUUUAUAAUUGCAGUGACAUCUGGUAAGGACUUGGAUCCUUUAUUUAAUCCAUUACUAAGACCGAUCGAUAAUGUUAUUACCACAAAAUUUUCAUCUGUAGAUGGAAUGCCUUGGAUUAAAGCAAAUGAUCCAAAUGAUCUGGCUAACAUAAUUAGAGAGAAAUAUACAACCAACGUAAGAGCUGAACCUAAUUUAUUAAAGGUUUUCCCAGGGAUUCAAAACAAUAAUACGGAGGAGAAUGGAAGACCGAUUGUUGUCUGCGGGUCGUUAUAUCUGUGUGGGGAGAUACUAAGGUUAAAUGAAAGUACAAGCUCAUGA
Molecule: messenger RNA, 1284 nt
Organism: Maudiozyma saulgeensis
Lineage: Eukaryota; Fungi; Ascomycota; Saccharomycetes; Saccharomycetales; Saccharomycetaceae
Source: the annotation of a GenBank genome assembly